Molecule: messenger RNA, 1299 nt
Organism: Pseudocercospora fijiensis CIRAD86
Lineage: Eukaryota; Fungi; Ascomycota; Dothideomycetes; Mycosphaerellales; Mycosphaerellaceae
Exons: 2
Coding region: 1-1299 (432 amino acids)
Biological process (GO): regulation of apoptotic process
Molecular function (GO): oxidoreductase activity
Source: RefSeq, a predicted model, not a curated record
AUGUUCUCACAGUUCACACUACCCUCGCUGCCGCCGCUGCCGUCGUGGGGUCAGCUCAGCGGCGGGAUCAAACUCCCCAAGGCCGACAUCCACGACGUCGAGGAGCGAGCCGAGAAAAGAGCUCGCACGCUGAAGCACCUGCUCAAGGCGAAUCACAUUAAUUACAGCAUCAUCUACAACAACCUCCGCUUCCACAACCACACCCCCCAUAUCCUCGGCUCAGCCUACAUCUUUGGCGCCGAUCACGAUGAGCUGACACACAUCUAUGAGGCGGAAAGCAAGCAUCUAGAGCCAUGGCAAGACACCUGUGAUAGAUACCAACGGGCCUUCAUUGAUUUCUUUGAAGAUCAGCUCGUCCAACAUGGCUACGACUGGCAUGCCCUCUUGAAUCACUUCCUGCUUUCCGGGAAAGAGCCUCUCAUCAAUAACCUGAUCGCUGGCCUCGCACAUCCACUCAUCCACUUGGGCUAUGCAGAAGAGCUCUCAUCCCGUACAGUGGCAGUUGAAGCUCUGGGGCUUGCCGCUUGUUUCUACAACGACUGGCACGUCUUCCUUGACAACCCGAAAUACACCAAGCCGGCCCCAAACCCCACAGACUCGCUCUUCGGCAUUUUGGAGCGGGUUCGCAAUGACACCAGAUUCAACAAUUUAUCCGAUCAUCUCGGCAGCGACAAUAUAGAUAAAAUACUUGGCAAUGAGGAGCUGGCGGCCGCAGCUUUAGAGUACUGGAAUUCCUGGGAUCUGAAGAAGCCAACUGAGCAAUUCGCCGAGUCGCAGAAGCUCGCGGUCGCGCUUGUAGUGGCGGCCGAAGAACCUUCCAACGACAAGGGGUAUGACUUCUUUGGAGUUCACCUCUUGACCAGCUCGCACGCUGUACGAACUCUCCUGCCAACUCUGCCUAACAAACACCAUAUCUCUCUCGUCCGACAAUGGUGGCUCUUCACAUUGCUGGUGUACAUUGCACAGUUGAGACCCAAGAUCAACAUCGACAAUAUCAAGCUGGUGGAGCUGGAGGGCCGCGAUUGGCAGUUCGUCACCGAGAAAGCUCUCAAGAGCAAAUGGCGCACAGAUGCCCAUUUUGUCAAGGCGUUGCGAUGUAUGCAUGAGGCAAGCAAGACAUGGGGUGAUGCCAACCAGUUCUACCUCAAGUCCGCUGUCAAGAUGGCGCAAGAAUUCAGAGGCUGGGGUGGUUUUGGCCCAAACCAGCUAGAGGAAGAAGCAGAUGUCCAAAAUAUUGCCGCUCGAAACCACAGGCGGUUCUCUGGGCAAGGCGAGGGAUUGUACGAGUACGAUGCAUGA